This is a messenger RNA of Iphiclides podalirius (scarce swallowtail), 534 nucleotides long. Lineage: Eukaryota; Metazoa; Arthropoda; Insecta; Lepidoptera; Papilionidae. The record is from the annotation of a GenBank genome assembly.
AUGGCCGUACCCGUUUUCUUUUUGUGCAGCGCUGUCGCCAUUUUGGUUCAGAAUGCGAACGGUGAAUGCCUCCUCCGCAAUUCAUACAACGUGGCGUCACGCGGGUGUGGCUCGGCUUACAACGAAUAUUCGCUGCCGUCGUCAUGGUUAAGCGGCGCGUGUGGUGCUGGCUUCGAGUCCGGGGUGGUUGCUGCCUCCGACGGUGGAGGCUUCGCGGUGAAGAGCGCCUCGCCUGUACCGCCUAGCGGGGUGUCGGUGUUGUCGGAGAACGAGUAUUCCGGUGCCCUGUCCGUAGUGGGCCAGGUGCCCUUCCUGGGCACAGCGUACUUGGAGGGCGCGGUGCCGUCCGCAGGCGCCGGGGCCGUUACCUACGGCUGCGGCUACGGCGACGUGCGCAUCGUCAGCGAGGAGGGCGCCGCCCCUGGCGUGGGCUUGGCUCGCCUCCCUGGCGCAGUCGCCCCAUGGGCCACUGCUGACAUCGGUUACAAUAACGGGUGGGGCACCUGUGGCUGCGGCCGAGGGAUUUUGUCUUAU